Messenger RNA from Xenia sp. Carnegie-2017, 882 nucleotides. Its product is annotated as protein LSM12 homolog A-like. The transcript has 5 exons. The coding region runs from base 115 to 657 and encodes 180 amino acids. The record is from RefSeq and is a predicted model, not a curated record. NCBI's taxonomy places the organism in Eukaryota, Metazoa, Cnidaria, Anthozoa, Malacalcyonacea, Xeniidae.
AAAAAAUUAUGUGCUAUAAUAUUUUGGAAAGAUCAUUAAAACUUUGAAAGGAAUUGUCAAACAAAUAUUAAUUUUGCGAACGUCAUGAAGGUCAGUGGUUGAGACUAUUCAAAUAUGGCCGCUGGUUCGAUUUGCCCUGGAAAUCAACCAAAGCUUGGGGCCGGUUCUCGUGUCUCUUGCACUAGUUUGAACGGAGAAAAAGUUGAAGGAGAAGUACUUGCUUAUGAUGGUGAACAUAAAAUCCUUGUAUUAAAAAUUCCAAGCGGAGAGAAAGGAAAAUGCAAUAUAAAUUUUUUUAACACAGAAAUACUAAGUGAUUUUAAAAUUUUGGAAGAGGCUAAAAAAAGCCCUAGCCCUUUGCCAGCACUAGACAUGAGCAAAAUAGCCCAGCGCACAGAGCAAAAUCUGGCACAAAGACAAAGGCAAUUGCAGAGAAUUGGAAAUGAUGUUACUCCAAUGGCUCAAAAAUUGUUUGAUCAUGUUUCAAAACAGUACAACAAUUGUUGUUGGGAUGGUAAAAAUAUUGUUGUAAAAGAUGCUGAUGUGAAAAUAAUACCACCCUAUGAACUUGAAAAUGUUGUUGGAGAUACCAAAGGAAGUGAUCACAUAAAAAAACUAGUUGAGAGAUUCCAAGAUGAACAAAUCAAAGCACAUUGACUGAGUGAAUCAACUUAAAGAUGAGUUGGAAAUGUGUUUAUGUCUUUUACCUUAUGUGAAAAACACCGCACUCUUUCCUAAUGAUUCUAAACAUUUCUUACCAUAAGCUUAUCUCUAUGUUUUACCUUGUACGUUUUCAAAACAAAAGGACAUAUUGUGAUGGUAUUUUUGAAAUCUUUUCUCUAAGAAAACAUAUUUUCAAGGAAUAAAUUGAUUAUGAUUUCA